AACAGUUCAUGUGCACUUAGGUCGCCAGUAAUGCCAUCUAUGAUAAAUUUAACUAAAUAACGAAGCUAUGAAAAACAUUCACAAAAAAAUUUAUGUCAAAUUUCAAAUUCUAAAAGGCAAAAAAAGUUUAUUUAAUCAGAAUAUAGUAGUAUUUUAUAAACAGUUUUCGUUUUGACUUCAGUGAUGAUGAAGAAACCGAAAUCAAUAUUCACCAAGAGUUAUUAAAAAAGCCAAUCCGCGAACAAAUCACUUGGAACACGCACUAUCUACAGCCAGAAAGAGAAGAUGAGAAAACUUUAAUCAAAAAGGCUGAUGACCUUACUGAACGGAAAGUUUUGCUUACAGUUGAACUAACAAAUAAAUUGAAACUGACAAAAAAAGAUAGCCAACGAAUUUUGUGAGUACAUGAAACAGCUUGGCGGUGAACAACAAUCCAAUCUAUUUUCUCCUAAAGCGAUCAAAGAACUAUUUCAGAUUGAGUUCGAUACACAUGUCGCUCGAAGCCUUAGAGUUAUUUCAAAAGAAUUACCUACAAUCGAUGAAAAGAUUGCCGUCGCGGUGGGAAAACCAGAGAAAUCUUGCUAUGCUGCAUUAGAACGAGAGAUAUCAAGAGACAUAAAGGCAGAAAAUUGCUCUAAUAAAACAAUUGCUUUUGGACAAAGCCUCCCUAGACACGACCAGUAUCGAGCUCCGAAUAAUAAUACUAAAAACCAGUGGAGAUCAGCACGAUAUGUACCCAAAGAUUUGGUCACACUGAAAGCUGUGUGGGAAGGCAUUACUAAUUUACGGAGCGUAAGAGAGUAUUGUAGAUGGAUGAUUGAUCACCCAGAGCAUAGACGCCCUCCAUAUUUAAAUAGCCUCGGAAUGUUCGAUCCAGCCGUGCUUGAAGCAAAAAUGUCUUUCCAAAAUCAGUAUCAUGAAGCCCCAAUCCAAAAACCGCUUUCAACUGAACCAGAAUCCGUGGAACACAUUCGAAGGAGACUCUCAGAAUUAGCUGAAACUAAUUUGGGUCAAGCUGAAGCCAAAUAAUUAAAUUAUAUAAAUGAAAUAAAUAAAAGUUUCGUUUUCGUAAAUGAGCAUUGUGUUUCAGUGAACUUCCCAAAAAAAUGUAAAAAAUGUUUCAUUUACGUAAAACACGCAUUUGUUUAAUAAAUUUAGAAAUAUAAUUUAUAUUAUUAGAAUAUAAUCUAUGAAGAAUCGUA
Bombyx mori (domestic silkworm) is the source of this 1202-nucleotide messenger RNA. RefSeq lists its product as uncharacterized. NCBI's taxonomy places the organism in Eukaryota, Metazoa, Arthropoda, Insecta, Lepidoptera, Bombycidae. The record is from RefSeq and is a predicted model, not a curated record. The transcript is spliced from 6 exons. Bases 406 to 1029 code for a protein of 207 amino acids.